Molecule: messenger RNA, 3147 nt
Organism: Daucus carota subsp. sativus
Lineage: Eukaryota; Viridiplantae; Streptophyta; Magnoliopsida; Apiales; Apiaceae
Product: AUGMIN subunit 5
Exons: 10
Coding region: 235-2601 (788 amino acids)
Biological process (GO): spindle assembly
Cellular component (GO): spindle microtubule; HAUS complex
Source: RefSeq, a predicted model, not a curated record
AUCGACGCACGGACUAUAGUCUAUACCGUAGUAUUUCAGUUUUAAAAUCGCGCUUUCUUGCAAAUUAAUUCGAUAAUUUUUUAUCCCCUAUUCCCCCAGCAUAGACAGCAUCUUCACCAGAUCUGCUUGUCAUUUUACCGAUUAGCCUCUGCAUUUUGAUUCCCUUUCGCUAUACAUACACAUAUAUACGUAUAUAAGUGUUGAGUUUGUUUGAAAUUCUAGGGUUUGUUGAAGAUGCAGAGCUCAAAGAGCUCAUCAGUGCCUCAACCAGAUGUAAUUCUCGAUUGGCUUCACAAAGAGAUGGGAUACAGGCCGCUUGGUCCUUACAUUGCUUCCAGCAAGGCUUCAAUGCCUUCCGCCGAUUCGCUCCGUCGAAUUCUCCGUGGAAACAUGAUCCCCGUCUGGAAUUUCCUGUUGAAGCGAGUCAAAUCGGAGAAAACUGUGGAGAAUAUCCGGAGGAAUAUACUCGUGCACGGCAGUGAGGGGAUUGAGGUGGAGACGGUGAAGAGGAGUAGAGAUAGGAGGAAGGAGACGGCUACGAGUUCGAAUUUAGGGGAGAGUAGUAGAGAGGCUGCGUUGCAGGAGAGAGAUGCGGCGGAGAAGGAGGUGGAGAGGUUGAGGCAGGUUGUUAGGAGGCAACGGAAGGAGUUGAAGGCGAGGAUGUUGGAGGUUUCGAAAGAGGAGGCUGAGAGGAAGAGGAUGCUCGACGAGCGGUCUAAUUACAGGCACAAACAGGUAAUGUUGGAAUCUUAUGAUCAACAGUGUGAUGAAGCGGCAAAGAUAUUUGCAGAGUAUCAUAAGCGACUACGUUAUUAUGUUAACCAAGCAAGAGAUGCUCAGCGAUCCAGUUCUGACUCUGUUGAUCUGGCUACCAGUAUCCACACCGGCAGUGAGAAGGAUUCUGUUUAUUCCACUGUCAGAGGCUCAAAGUCAACGGAUGACAUUAUUCUAAUUGAAACUGCAAGGGAGAGGAACAUCCGGAAGGCAUGUGAGUCUAUUGUAGAACAGAUGAUUGAAAAGAUUCGCAGCUCUUUUCCAGCUUAUGAAGGAUGUGGUAUCCAUGCUAACUCUCAGGCAGAAGCUGCCAAGUUAGGAUUUGAAUUUGAUGGCGAGAUCCCUGAAGAGGUUAGAGAUGUUAUUAUAAGUUGUUCGAAAAGCCCCCAACAGUUGCUUCUAGCAAUCACUUCAUACACAGAAAGGCUAAAAUCAAUGAUUACUAGAGAAAUAGAGAAAAUUGAUGUUAGAGCUGAUGCAGAAACCUUAAGGUACAAAUAUGAAAAUAAUAGAGUCAUGGAUGCUUCUUCUUCUGAUAUAAGCUCGCCCCUACAAUAUCAGCUUUAUGGAAACGGAAACGGAAACGGAAACAUUGGGGGUGAUGUGCCUUUAAGAGGGACCCAAAAUCAACUUCUUGAAAGACAGAAAGCCCACGUGCAGCAGUUUGUGGCUACUGAAGAUUCACUAAACAAAGCUGCAGAAGCUAGAAGCAUGUGUCAAAAGCUUUUGAAGCGAUUGCUAGGAAGUAAUGAUGUCGUUUCUUCUCACACUGUCAUUGGAGGCACAUCUCAAAACAUGAGUAGUCUUAGGCAAUUAGAGUUAGAAGUUUGGUCCAAGGAAAGGGAAACAGCUGGUUUAAGGGCUAGCUUGAAUACAUUGAUAUCUGAAGUGCAACGUUUGAACAAAUUAUGUGCUGAGAGGAAGGAAGCUGAAGAUUCUUUGAGAAAGAAGUGGAAAAAGAUUGAAGAAUUUGAUGCUCGUAGAUUGGAGCUUGAGUCCAUUUAUACAGCUCUACUUAAGGCAAACAUGGAUGCUGCAAACUUUUGGAGUCAGCAGCCAUUAGCUGCAAGAGAGUAUGCAUCAGACACCAUAGUUCCAGCAUGUACUGUUGUGAUGAACAUAUCAAAUGAUGCCAAAGAUCUUAUUGAAAGAGAAGUGUCAGCUUUCUACCAAAGUCCAGAUAACAGCUUAUAUAUGCUUCCCUCGACCCCACAGGCACUCUUGGAGUCCAUGGGUGCCAGUGGAUCCACAGGCCCAGAAGCAGUUGCUGUUGCUGAAAAAAAUGCUGUUGUGUUGACUGCAAGGGCUGGUGCUAGAGAUCCAUCUGCCAUUCCCUCCAUAUGCCGUGUUUCUGCUGCUCUUCAAUACCCUGCAGGUUUGGAAGAUGCUGGAUUAGCAUCUAUUUUAGAAUCAAUGGAGUUCUGCUUAAAACUUCGCGGGUCAGAGGCUUGUGUGCUGGAGGACCUGGCAAAAGCAAUUAAUUUGGUACACAUACGUCGAGAUUUGGUUGAAAGUGGUCAUUCAAUACUUAAUCACGCUUAUCAUGUGCAGCAAGAGUAUGAAAGGACAACAAGCUUUUGCCUGAAUUUGGCUGCAGAACAAGAGAAAACUGUUACAGAGAAAUGGUUAAAUGAACUGAAGACUGGAGUUAUAAAUGCUCAGAAAUGCCAGGAAGAUUGCAAAUAUAUAGGGGGGUUGCUUGAUGAAUGGUGGGAACAACCAGCGUCAACUGUUGUUGACUGGAUUACUGUUGAUGGACAAAAUGUUGCCGCUUGGCAUAACCAUGUGAAGCAGCUUCUUACAUUUUAUGACAAGGAACUCCUAUGAUCAUACUCAUUAGGCACUUGGUUUUAUGGGGUGAAUACUAAAGUUUGCCCUUGGCCCAUGCCUUCCUCACUCCUAUCAGUCCUAUGCCAAUUGCAGACAUUAACUAAAUGUUUGUAUGGUAUGGUUGCAAUUGUGCUUCGUGAAUCCUCUGUUGAGACCUGUACAAUAGCAGUUUCAGUUGUCUUAACAGAACCCAAGGUUAGAUCGGGGAGCCCAAGGUUAGAUCGGUUGGUGGGUUAUUAUAUGUUGGAUUCAGGCAGGGCUGGGAAGUUUCCUUCAUUGGGCAUGUAUAGAUAUUUCUUCCUCUGGCAGGAGUUGUGUGAUCGUAUGUUGGGUUGCCUCUGUUUUCACUUUAUUUCUUUCUCCCUUGUUUGUAAUGUUUGAGUUUGAUUAGGGCUGUGUACAGGGAGAGUAAAUUAACUUUAGAGGGGCUGGGGUGGGGUACUUUGUUCGAUAAAAGUUCUAUGGUAAAGUGUGAACUGAUUGAUUGGUAUGCAUAUUGAAAGACAAUGAUGGUAGGGAUUGAGCGUAGUUGUGUUUAUUCAA